Messenger RNA from Vitis vinifera (wine grape), 3123 nucleotides. RefSeq names its product protein ACCUMULATION AND REPLICATION OF CHLOROPLASTS 3, chloroplastic. Bases 753 to 2789 code for a protein of 678 amino acids. The transcript is spliced from 15 exons. Gene Ontology annotation, biological process: chloroplast fission. Gene Ontology annotation, molecular function: GTP binding. NCBI's taxonomy places the organism in Eukaryota, Viridiplantae, Streptophyta, Magnoliopsida, Vitales, Vitaceae. Gene Ontology annotation, cellular component: cytosol; extrinsic component of plastid membrane; chloroplast outer membrane. The record is from RefSeq and is a predicted model, not a curated record.
UUGGUCCUUGGUACUUUAGUUGAUAAGUGGUUGUUAUUCCCAAUUCUCAAGAUUCUAUUUACCUUAUUCUUUUGGAAAUAAUUUCUUUGAAUUGGUUAACUUCUGAAAAUUUGUCUCCAUUUUCAUGUGAACAAAUUUAAAAAAAAAACUGGACUUUAUCAUCAUCACAACUUCAUGAGAUAUGAAGGAAUUUUCCAUUUCUGUUGGCCACAAACUCUAAAAGUACAAAGGAAAACUGAAAACACUUCUCCUGUCUUGUUCUAUGAACUUCUUCAAAUUUUCAUGUCUUGUUCCAUGAACUUCUUCAAAUUUUCAUGUCUUGUUCCAUGAACUUCUUCCAUUUUUCAAAAGCCUUCCCAGCCAUGAAAUCCUAGGGUUGCCUUUUCUCUUCCAUUGAUAUUCAUCCAAUUACUGCCAUCCCAUCCAUGACCUUUAGUGGGAAGACUUGAGCACCAAGAACUUGUCUGUUUAGUCGUUUGGAAGUUGUGGGGAAAGUAGUGAAAACUGAAAAUUCCUCAAGUAGCAAAAGUUUGAGAGCAGAAACUCCAAAUGGCACCUCUAUAUGGCAUUCCUAAGCUCUCACUGCAUUUCAUAGACAAUAGUAGGUUGUGCAUGUAAGGAAUAACUAAGUUUCCCAUAAGUUUAUGAUAUAAAAAAGAAUACAACAGAGGGAAAGAACUUUCCAUACAAGUGAAUGAAACAUGAGGGAGACCAAGACUGCAGAGAAUUGAAGGAAAUCAACAGCAGUGCUCAUGAUAAACCUUGGAAUUGAUUUCACUGCCAUUGCUACAGAUUCCUGGUUCUAUAUUACUCCAGUCCUUGUGGAAACCUUUCUAUCUGCGCAGCAACAUUUGAAGACUAUUGUCCUUGUGGCCAGUGCAGGAUAUGGCUCAGAUCACAUUACAGCAAUUGAUAUUCUUAGAACAACAAGAUCUGCAAAUGGAUUAGCUAUUGGUGUUAUUUUGAAGCCUUUUAGCUUCGAAGGAAAAAGGCGCCAAAAUGAGGUCAAGAAUUUGGUAGAGAGACUUCAGGAGCAUACAAAUUUUUGCAUCGUGAUUGACACUGACACACUACUCAAAAAGGAUUUAGUAACCCUAGAUGAGGCUCUGAAGACUGCAGAUAAUGGAGUUCUAUUGGCCAUAAAUGCUAUUUCUGUUCUCAUAUCUGGGAUGCACAAAAAGCUUAUUGAUGCACCACAUGAUAAUAUGAAAGAACUCAAGGGUCCGGAAAUUAUAAAAAUUUUAGAAAGCCACAAAGAAGCAAAAAUCGGAUUUGGGGCUGGCUACAACAUUGAAACUUCAAUUUUACAAGCUAUAUAUGACUGCCCUUUCCUUAGUGUGUGUUUAAAGGAUUUAAAUGGCACAGUUAUAUGCAUUCUUGCAAGUUCAGUCAUCAUCAACAACAGUGAUGUGCUUUCCUUUUUGCAUGUUUUCCGGAAAACUACAGAAUGCACGAGAGAGAUCAUAAUAUCUAUAAUUCAUGAGCCCAAUCUUGAGCCCAACCUGAUAGUGACAACAGUUAUUAUUUUAGGUUCUACUGGGCAACCGGCAUCUCAAAAAAGCAGCAUAUUGUCCCAACUGGCCCAGCAUUUCCCUUUUAUUUUUAAUCUUUUGGGAGGACACCAUCUGCAACCAAAUGGCACACAAGAAAGCCCUUCUAUUGAAGGCCCAGGUCUUCCUAAGUUGAUAAAUGCACACGACUCUGGUGAAAUGCAAACUGGAAUUCCUAUGGAUGGCAUUGCUGAUGAUAUGGAUAUGUACUCUGAAGAACUCCAGAUGUUGUUGGGCAGAAAUGACCAUGAAAUCAAUGCUUCAAGGGAUAGUAAUGGAAGAUAUGAACAAAGUGAGCUUGGAUGCUCAGAGGCCACUAUCGAUUCCCUCAACUUUAAUGAUCAAAAUACUGAAGGGAUAUCUGCUUUCCAAAGAGAGCCGCUUAUUGGCUGGAACUUGGGACCAGGAGAUCAGAUUGCACAGGAGUGGGCUAAAGAAAGGGCAGCUGAUUCUGGAGCUACUACAACGCUUGACAACCUAAGCAUCUUCCACCUUCCAGUGGGUGUGAGACCUUUAGAAGAGUUGAAUGACAGUCCAAAUAUCUCAAAUACCACACAACACCCAGAGACAAAAAUAGGGGAUGAGAUUAAGGCACAACCACUGGUUACUUCAAGGAUGCCUUGGGAUGAAUUAACUGGUGCAGGUUUUGAAGCAGUAAUGGAUCUAUACAAUUCUGCAUCUACAGUACUAAAGGGAAAAUAUGCAGAUAUUCCCAAAAAGCAAGGCAUGCUUUCUGUUCGUGCUGCAUCUAUGCUGGAAUCUGAACGAGAUUCACAAAAAAAGUGGAGCCCCAUUGUGCAAAUGCAGUACAGAGGAGGAAUCUACCAGGGGCGUUGCCAAGGGGGUCUUCCUGAAGGAAAGGGUCGUCUUUCACUUAGGGAUGGAAGCAUAUAUGAUGGCAUGUGGCGCUAUGGUAAGAGAUCAGGUCCAGGAACACUCUACUUCUGUAACGGGGAUGUGUUCCAAGGAUCAUGGAGGGACGACGUUAUGCAUGGAAAGGGUUGGUUUUAUUUUCACAGUGGAGAUAGGUGGUUUGCAAACUUUUGGAAGGGAAAGGCAAAUGGUGAAGGGCGCUUCUAUUCAAAGUUUGGCGAUGUCUUCUUCGGCCAUUUUAAAGAUGGAUGGAGACAUGGCCACUUCCUGUGUAUCAAUGUUAAUGGAGAAAGGUGCGUUGAGGUUUGGGAUGAAGGUGUCCUUGUAAGUCGCGAACAGCUGGACUCGGAUACUGGCACUGGAUGAAGAUGCUGCCCAUCAGACAUACCCUCUAUUUUUCUCUUAUUCUCGGUCUUAUUCACCGACUCUAGUGCUUCCAUAUUGAGUAAAAUUAUAAUUUCUUAUGUAACCUCCAUUGGUAGGAUUUUGAAUCUAACCUUAACUAUGGUUUGUUUUAAGGAUAAAUUUAAAACCAUAGUAAUCAACUAUGCGUUUUAUGUUUAAAAAAAUUUGAAACUGUAAUUAUUAACUACAAUUUUGUGAUGUGAAUAUCUACAUGGAUGAGAUAUAUUAGUUUGAGAAUUAUUUUUGGAAAUAAUUAAUUUAUUCAUAAAUAAUAUCAUUUUGCAUUUACUCUAAA